ACAGCAUUCAAUUAUUUCUCUUGCAAUGUUAACAGACCUAGACUGCGUUCGUCUAUACACAUCGCGUCCGAUACAUUCAGCCUCGCGGAGCAUUCGUGUUCUCCAGGUCCACGCACAACCAGAUAAUGCAAAGGAUGACGAUAUUAUUGAAUGCGACCUGUCCGUCGUCGAUCUAGAUGCGCACCCUCAUUUCGCAGCGCUUUCGUAUGUCUGGGGUCCUUUUGCUACUGGGUCCCACCAGCUUUUGUGCGAUGGCGUUCACCUAACCGUCACGGAGAAUUGUCACUCAGCCUUAUAGCAUUUGAGGAAGAAGCUAGGUAGCUUCUCCAUUUGGAUUGAUGCUGUUUGUAUUAAUCAAGAAAACGUAAGAGAGAAAGAGCAGCAGAUACCGCUGAUGGGAGAGAUAUAUGCCAAUGCGCAUGAGGUGUAUAUCUGGCUGGGAAAGGGUAGCUCAGCUACUAAAAGAGCAAUGACAUAUCUGGCCGAGGGAGGCUUGAAG
Molecule: messenger RNA, 499 nt
Organism: Bipolaris sorokiniana ND90Pr
Lineage: Eukaryota; Fungi; Ascomycota; Dothideomycetes; Pleosporales; Pleosporaceae
Exons: 1
Coding region: 26-298 (90 amino acids)
Source: RefSeq, a predicted model, not a curated record